GCGGGGGUGAGAAACGAGCACAGCUCAUGCAAGAUUUACAAGCAGGAGCUGGCCGUAUAAAUGCGCAAGACUCGAGGUCGUCGCUUUUGUGCUCAUAAUCACCUGAGAACCAAAAUAGUCCUCUACCUACGCUACGGGCCCCGAGCUAACAAGAAAAUUACUGUCCGAACACGCCAUAAGAAAAUCCGCAGUAGGCUCUUUUUCAGCAUGGUUGUUACAGGAUCCUGUGCGUGCGGAGCGCUGAAGUACCAGAUUGAUGCAGAACCGCCAUUCAAGAAGGCACUGUGCCACUGCGGCAACUGCCAAAAGCUCAGCGGGACGUCUUAUACGACGAACGUGCUCGUGCCUCGCACCAGUUUCAAACUCCUCUCAGGCACACCCAAGGACUGGUCGUUCACGCAAAACCCUUCCGGAAUUGUUUUCAAGACGUCAUUUUGCGGUGACUGUGGAGGCAUGAUCAUGAAGCAGAGCGAAGAUGAAGCGUUCAAGGAUGUCUACAUUGUGCAAGCUGGGACGGCCGACGGCGAUGCCUUCGCAGGAGCCCCGGAUGUAGAGCUUUGGGUGCCACAGAGGCAAGCCUGGGUUAAUGCUGUUCACGGCGCUGCCCAGGCGCAGACAUUCGCUUAGGCAAAUCAGUAUGACGAGCGUCUCGUGUGCAUAUCAUUCAGACAGCUUAAAGCUAGUCAUCUCCGGGUUUGAGGGUGUUUGCCAGCUGACUUGCCAUAUCAAAAUGUUGGUCUCAAAAAGUUCAAGGAGGGCGAGUCGAAAGUGCAUGAUUAUGGGAAAAAAUCAAGCAGUCUGGAGAGUGUCAGAUUUCGUAAUACAAAAAAU
Messenger RNA from Verruconis gallopava, 831 nucleotides. RefSeq lists its product as uncharacterized. NCBI's taxonomy places the organism in Eukaryota, Fungi, Ascomycota, Dothideomycetes, Venturiales, Sympoventuriaceae. Gene Ontology annotation, molecular function: carbon-sulfur lyase activity. The transcript has 2 exons. The record is from RefSeq and is a predicted model, not a curated record. Bases 61 to 627 code for a protein of 188 amino acids.